Messenger RNA from Dendronephthya gigantea, 798 nucleotides. Its product is annotated as protein unc-13 homolog C-like. Gene Ontology annotation, cellular component: ribonucleoprotein complex. The record is from RefSeq and is a predicted model, not a curated record. Gene Ontology annotation, molecular function: single-stranded RNA binding. Gene Ontology annotation, biological process: retrotransposition. The coding region runs from base 1 to 798 and encodes 265 amino acids. The transcript has a single exon. NCBI's taxonomy places the organism in Eukaryota, Metazoa, Cnidaria, Anthozoa, Malacalcyonacea, Nephtheidae.
AUGGCGGAUAAACAACAAGCCACCAAGUGCGCUGCGCAAAAUUUAAAUAAUAGUAACCUUUGUACGCCCGCAAAACCAGUCAAAUCUAAAAUUCCAAAGUAUAACACACCAGAGAAACGAUUGGAAGAUAAUGAAGGGAAAAAAGAAGUGGACAUGGGGCAAAUACAGCAAAUGUUCGAAAGCAUGAUGAUGAAAUUGGAGAAACUUGACUCCAUUGAAUUCGACGUGAAAGAAAUAAAAAAAUCUUUAGAAUUCGCGCAUGCUGAGAUAGAUGACCUGAAAAAGGAAAACGAGAAAAUGAAAGACAACCAAGAUAAAGCCAGGGAGAGAAUAGAAAAACUGGAACAUGACAACGUUACAAUGCGCAACAAAAUAGUUGACCUGCAAGCGAGAUCGAUGCGCGACAACCUACUGUUCUUCAACAUACCAGAGCGUGAUCAAGAAAAUACCACUGAUAUUAUCCACGAGCUAAUUGAAACGAAAAUGGGAAUGACAGACGCAAAGGAAAAAGUAAAGAUUGACCGGUCUCAUCGAAUUGGACGAAAAAGACAAGGAAAUCGUAAACCGCGACCAAUUGUAGUCAAAUUCAACUUCCAUCAAGACCGAGAACAUGUGCGGUUAAAUGCGAAAAAACUUAGAGGCACUAAUAUCGGUGUAUCUGAACAAUUUCCCGAAGAAAUCGAAAAAAUUAGAAAGACACUAUAUCCUGAGCUAAAAAAAGCUAAAGCAGAAGGAAAAAAAGCCAAAAAAAGAGAUAAACUCAUCAUUGAAGGGCAAGUCUUUUAUAAUAAUUCUUAA